Molecule: messenger RNA, 1678 nt
Organism: Syngnathus typhle (broad-nosed pipefish)
Lineage: Eukaryota; Metazoa; Chordata; Actinopteri; Syngnathiformes; Syngnathidae
Product: programmed cell death protein 10
Exons: 8
Coding region: 342-974 (210 amino acids)
Biological process (GO): regulation of Golgi organization; positive regulation of MAP kinase activity
Cellular component (GO): Golgi apparatus; FAR/SIP/STRIPAK complex
Molecular function (GO): protein kinase binding
Source: RefSeq, a predicted model, not a curated record
CUGAUUGGCUAAGCGCGCGUAUACGUAGCAAUGGUCCGGAAGAUGUCGCUCGAAAAAACUUCCGCCUUAAGUUGUAAAGAAAACAGCUGCUAAAAAAAAAGGCUUUUUCGGACGACGUACGCGCCCGUCUUUCAGGAGUCCCAACACAGGUUGCACUCCCUGAGGACUUUUUUUUUUUUUUUUUAAUAAAGAGCGUGCAUGUGUACGAGCGUGUGCGUAUGUGAGUGAGUUUGCGUGUGUGUAUGUGUGCGUGUGUGCGUGCGUGCGGGUGUGUGCGCGCGCGCGUGUGUGUGUUACCCCCCCCAACUGCCAUUUGACUGUGAGCCACUCCUCCCUGGAGGAUGACAAUGGAGGAGAUGAAGAAUGAAGCGGAGACAAACUCCAUGGUAUCCAUGACGCUCUACACAGUGAUGUACCCGGUCUUUAAUGAGCUGGAGACGAUCAACCUAUCGGCAGCUCAGACGCUCAGAGCAGCCUUCAUCAAGGCAGAGCGGGAGAACGCCGGCCUGACUCAGGACAUCAUUGUGAAGAUCUUGGAGAAGAAGAACAUCCAAAUCAACUUCACAGAAUCGCUGCUGCGAAUGGCCGCCGACGAUGUGGAAGAAUUCAUGAUCGAACGGCCAGAACAGGAGUUCCAGGACCUGAACGACAAAGCCCGAGCGCUGAAACACAUCCUCAGCAAAAUCCCAGACGAGAUCAACGACAGAGUACGCUUUCUACAGACGAUCAAAGACAUAGCCAGCGCCAUUAAAGAGCUCCUGGACACGGUCAACAACGUCAUCAAGAAAUAUCAGUACCAGAAUCGCAGAGCCCUGGAGCAUCAGAAGAAGGAGUUUGUGAAAUACUCGAAAAGCUUCAGCGACACCCUAAAAACAUACUUCAAAGAUGGAAAGGCGAUAAACGUCUUCAAGAGCGCCAAUCUGCUCAUCCACCAAACCAACCUCAUACUGCAGACCUUCAAGACCGGGGCCUAGCACGCUGAGGAGGACCAUGCAGUCCGGGGGAAACCUGCCGCCCCGACCGACCCUGCGGUGGUGGAAAUGCGGGGAGGUUGGGCCUGCGGUCGGAGCGCCUGACCCUUAUUUGUAAAUUAGGAAGUGUUGAUUUUAGGGUUUGGGGUCAACAGCGGGGAGAGACUGAAAAGUGCCAUUUGUGUAGUCAAUGAGGAUUUUCCAGUCUCCAGCUGAAAGAGGCCCAAAAGUCAGCGCGUUUGAUUUUAUUUGGACACUUUUAAUUUAUAACCCUGAUUUUCUUUUUCUUGUUUUUUCGGGGAGGUGUUUAUUAAAGACUAAUUGCCAUUUUUCUAAUAUAUUCAUGUUGAUCAUUUUAUCGUAAAAACAAAACACAGCUACACUGCAACAGUCAUAGCUAUGCGUAAGAAACACCAUCCAUUUUGUGUCCCCGUCGCUCGGGAUGAUCGACGGGCCUGGGAGCAGGCCAUUUUAAGACCCCGAAUUUCAUUCCUCUUUGCUUAUCUUGACGACCGCGCCGCCAAAUAACUUCCGAGCACAGUGUUGUGCACCUUACUACUUCUUAUUAAGUCAUACAACAUUCCCUCCUCAAGAGUGUUAGCACGCCAAGACGCUUCUCGCUGUCAGGGGUUGCAAAGACGACGAGAAAGAUAUUCUGUAUUUAACUGAUCCUGGUUGCAAAUGUUCAAUAAAUAGUUUCCAAAUGA